This is a messenger RNA of Neurospora tetrasperma FGSC 2508, 1131 nucleotides long. RefSeq lists its product as uncharacterized. The transcript is spliced from 3 exons. Gene Ontology annotation, cellular component: cytoplasm. Lineage: Eukaryota; Fungi; Ascomycota; Sordariomycetes; Sordariales; Sordariaceae. Gene Ontology annotation, molecular function: 2-oxoglutarate-dependent dioxygenase activity. The record is from RefSeq and is a predicted model, not a curated record. The coding region runs from base 1 to 1131 and encodes 376 amino acids.
AUGGCUCCUUCUGCUGUCGAAGCCGUCCAAACCACCAUCAACGUCGAAAAACAAACUACCCAGCAGUCUGCUCCUACCCAGCACGCCCAACACGUUGAGCCCCUCAAGCUUGCUGGCGUUCUUGACCAGUAUGAGCACUUCGACGUGACUCCCAUCAUCGGCCGCGAGUUCCCUAAGGCCGACCUGGUUGAGUGGCUCAAUGCUCCCAACUCUGAUGAGCUCCUUCGCGAUCUCGCCAUUACCAUCUCCCGCCGCGGCGUCGUCUUCUUCCGCGCCCAACACUCCCUAACCAACGACCUCCAAAAACAACUCAUCCUCCGCCUCGGCGCCCUCACCGGCCGCCCGCCCACCUCCGGCCUACACAUCCACCCCAUCCUCAACUCGGAGCGCGAACUCGGCGGCAACGACCCGGAAAUCUCCACCAUCAGCUCCAUCCAACACCGGAAAUUCUACAACCACACUCCCGAAGACGACGACCAACUGUCUCCCAAAAAGCAGUACACGGCCCAAUGGCACUCCGAUAUUGCCUUUGAGCCUGUUCCCGCCGACUAUACCAGUCUGCGCCUGGUGCAGCUUCCGAAAACCGGCGGCGACACCCUCUGGGCCUCGGGGUACGAGAUUUACGAUCGCAUCUCGGAGCCGUACCAGAAGUUUCUGGAGGGGUUGACGGUUACGUUUCAGCAGCCGGGGUUUAACAGGACGGCGGAGCGGAUUGGGUUCAAGAUUUACGAGAAGCCGAGGGGCGCCCCGGAAAAUGUGGGGAGUGAGCUGAAGGCGGUGCAUCCUGUCGUCAGGACAAAUCCCGUUACCGGGUGGAAGAGCGUGUUCCCCGUGAGAGGCCAUGUGAAGCAUGUCAAUGGGGUGACGAAGGAGGAGAGUAAUAGGUUGUUGGAGUGGUUUUUGGAGAUGUUGCAAAAGAAUCACGAUUUGCAGGUGCGGUUUAGGUGGACGGGGGAGAAUGAUAUUGCAAUCUGGGAUAAUAGGAGUGUCUUCCACACUGCUACCUUUGACUAUGAUGGGUACGGCGAGCGGUUCGGUAAUCGUACGGUUGGAUUGGGCGAGAGGCCGUAUCUUGAUCCGCAGAGUACUAGUAGACGGGAGGGAUUGGCGGCGGCGGGUGAGCUGGCUUGA